Molecule: messenger RNA, 2174 nt
Organism: Tuber aestivum (summer truffle)
Lineage: Eukaryota; Fungi; Ascomycota; Pezizomycetes; Pezizales; Tuberaceae
Source: the annotation of a GenBank genome assembly
AGAGCACUACUCCCACGAGAAUCCCAAUCCAACAAUACAAACACAAUGGGCGUCGCCAAAAGAACCCGCAAAUUCGCCCAAGUCAAGCGAGUAAUCUCCUCCCGCGAUGCCCGUCUCAAAAAGAACCAAGCAAAGCAACAAGCCGCCACCGCAAAAAAAGACAAAUCCAGCGAAGUAGUCCGCGAAAUGUCCCUUCCUCCCCUCCCCUCCCCCUCCCCUCCAUAACCAACGGCUAACCCGUCCACAGCCCGCAAGUCUCCUCCUCCCUCUUCUUCCAAUUCAACACCGCCCUUCGGCCGCCUUACUCCGUCCUCGUGGACACAAACUUCCUGAACUUCACCAUACAGAAGAAGUUGGAGGUGAUGCAGUCCAUGAUGGAUUGCCUGUACGCGAAAGCCACGCCCGUAAUCACGGAUUGCGUCAUGGCGGAAUUGGAAAAGUUGGGGAGCAGGUAUAGGAUUGCGCUGCGGAUCGCCAAGGAUCCUAGGUUCGAGAGGCUCAGGUGCGAGCAUAAGGGGACGUAUGCUGAUGAUUGUAUUGUCAAUCGGGUUUUGCAACAUAAGUGAGUUUUUAUUUCUUCUUUUCCCUCGUUCCAGCCCACUUUGUUUGUAUGGGCGGAGGAGGAGGGGGCUAAUGUGAGGGGUUGGUUGGUAGGAUAUAUAUCGUGGCGACGAACGAUCGGGAUUUGAAAAGGAGGUUAAGGAAGAUUCCCGGUGUUCCCAUUAUGAGUUGUGGGACUGGAAAGUAUGUUAUCGAGAGGUUGCCGGAUGCGCCGGAGAAGUGAGAAUUGGUGUAUAAAUGCGGGGAUUAUCUAUAAUGGCCUUGAAAGCACCGUACAAAUGGCGUUUUUUUUUCUCUCUCUAGACUUUUUCUUUCUCUUUCUUCCCCGGCCAUGAUUCAAUCGAACACUACACCUUCCCCAUACCCGAUACCUUGCGCAUACAGGAUUAAAAAAGCAUUGACAAAAUUCGAGAAAAACCCUGUCAAGCCGUCCGACUACAAGCCGUCAAACUACAAGCCGUCAGAUUACAAGCCGUGCGACAUCCACAAGUCAUACGACGUUCACAAGACAACCGAUCCAUAUAAGCCUUCGUCUAUCCGUUGACUACGGGCCGUCCAACUACAACCGCCAGACCACAAGCCGUUCAUACAACGUUCACAAAUCGUACGACGUUCACAAGACAACCGAUCCAUAUAAGCCUUAUCCGUCCGACUACAAGCCGUACAACUACUACAAGCCAUACAAGCCAUACAACGAUUACAAGCCGUACAACGGCCAUAACUCAUACGACGGCUACAAAUCCUACGAUGGCUGCCAGACAACCGACCCAUACAAGCCUUAUCCGACUAUCAAACCCUUAAGCGGUGUGUGUGUGCCCGAGUUUCGAACACAAGCUUAUCACCCCCACCCAGUACAGCACAGCACACAAGUACGAGCACAGCACAGCGCAGCACCAGUCGCAACAUCCCCACACCCAAUAAUACGUCGAUCAAAUCCCGAAACGAUAAUCACACCCUACAUACACCGGAAAAACAGCCGUGAUAUAAGCUACCCUACGAUACCAUACUUACCUACCUAUACCCAAAGUGGCCCGCAAUAGUAUAGUACAGUACACGAUGCCACCCCCCCUUCCGUCCCUUCAGGAACUUGCUGUAUCGUGGGUACCCAUAGAUGGGCGGAUACCCGCGCUUCCCAGCCAAGAUUUGGCACCCCAUUAGUCCAAGCUCGCGACCCCCAGCUCUUCCGGGAACAGUUUCUUAGCAGUGCGGAACAAGCGCAGAGGCCUAACCAUCGGAGGGAAAAAGUCAGUGAACGGAGUUGCCCCAAAUUUACCAAAGUUCACUGGUAUCAAGAUCACGGCAUGACCUGUUUUCCUCUGAAGAGUUAGUUAGAUUCCCAUACCCUCCUCGCACUAGCUUACUGGAGGAUCUUGUUGGGAUGAUUUGUACAGUCCGAGUACGGAGCUUUUCGUCGUUGGGUGGACCAAUUUAUGUCUUGCAGGCGGAUAGGAUAGUAAAUUAAGUAGUGGGUGGAGGGGUUGGUUGCGAGACAGGAAGCUACUUGACGGGCCCGAGUGCCCGUGAUCCCGUCGGUAUCAGUGCUGUUUUGCUUUUUUUUUGUUUUUCGUUCGAGUUGCCGUGGGAUCCGACUAUAAUAAAACUUUACAAUAUUA